Molecule: messenger RNA, 525 nt
Organism: Drosophila miranda
Lineage: Eukaryota; Metazoa; Arthropoda; Insecta; Diptera; Drosophilidae
Exons: 4
Coding region: 67-447 (126 amino acids)
Source: RefSeq, a predicted model, not a curated record
AUUGUCAGAUUGAAAAUUUCUUGAUUGAAUAAUUGUAUUAAAUUUUGUUUGACUCGUGAAAUCAAAAUGUGUUACGAAAGCCAAGAAAAAAAUGCACAUUUCGUCGCAUAUUUUGCGAUAGUCUAUUCAUUUGUGUCCAUGAUUUUGGAAUGCAUAAAACAAUAUGAACAGUGGUUUUUGGUGUUUUACAUUGUUACCAGUUGUGUGGUUAUCCUAGCCGCCAUUGUUCUGCUCCUAGGAAUUAAAUAUAAUAAGAAGUUUCUUGUGAUGGUAUGGAUCGUGGUAGCGAUCGUGUGCGGAGUCCUUUUUAUCGUUGCAAACAUCAUACUUCUAACGAAACUUUCUGAAACGGCUGACAUUGUUAACACCUCAGUGAAACUUGCCUUCCAUCCCGCGCUUUUUGCAGUUUGGCUUUGGAUAUCAAUUGUAUACUAUGGGACGCUCUGACGAUACCGAUUAUGAUUAGGAAUGAAAUUUUUGUGAAUUUUUGUAUUUAAUAAAUUAUGAAGUGCUCUUUCGUCUGAA